AUGCAUCUCACGCUUGGUCUUAUUGAUCCUUUCAAAAAGAACCCGAAUGGAGCCACUGUGAUCAAUGCUUCGUCUAUCCUCGGAUUCGUCCCAUUUUCGGUGAUCAAUCCGGUGUAUAACGGAACGAAAGCAUGGCUUCACUUCUGGUCGAUGAACCUUCGCUCACAAAUUUCCCGUGGAGGUUACGAGAAGGUGAAGGUUGUUGAAGUUGCACCUCCUUCUGUGGCUACAAAUCUGCAUCGAGAGCGAGAUGAUCCAGACGACAACAAACAGCACAAGAAUCCGAAUGUUCUCUCCGUGGAAGAGUUAAUGGAGAUAUUCAUUUCUAGCCUUGAGCGUGGAGAUAGCAUGAUCGUUCCUGGAAUGAGCCGAGAUAUCGUGGCAAGUAGUAUGCUGAUUUUGGAUCAUCAUAUGAAACUUUGUCCGGGGGUCGCUGAAUAA
Molecule: messenger RNA, 441 nt
Organism: Penicillium argentinense
Lineage: Eukaryota; Fungi; Ascomycota; Eurotiomycetes; Eurotiales; Aspergillaceae
Exons: 1
Coding region: 1-441 (146 amino acids)
Cellular component (GO): membrane
Source: RefSeq, a predicted model, not a curated record